AUUCAAGGCAGCGAUAUUCGCCCUAUGGUCUGCUCGUGGGGGCCGGGGGCCGAAAACAGCCACAGGGCUGAAAGUGUCUCAUCGAGAACCGAAGCAACGAAACAGAGCUCACGGGAUCACCGACUGAAGGAACGUGAAAGACAUCGUGGAAAUUGCAGUGCGAGCUCGUCCAAUCCAUGCCCUGGCUUGCUUCCCACUCUCCUCAAGGCCAACAGCAUUCAAGGCAGAUCAUAGGCUGGCCUUGGCUUCACCAUCCGUGGCCCCCAAGAGAACCGAUGGCGAAAGAUACAUCAAAGAAGAUGAAGAUGGCCUGGAAAACAUAUAAAAACCUGCACAAGUCGGCUUCACAGAGCAUCCAUCCACUCACUCACUCACUCACUCAUCACUCACUUCCAUUCUUUCACUUCUCUCCCAACCUUCCUUACAGUCAAAACUGUGCAAGAUGCUCAACCUGAAGGUCUUCGCUGUCGCCGUCCUGCUGCUCUCCAGCCAGGCAUUUGCUGGACGAAUUGUGUAUAAAACCAAAUACAGCAGCGGCGGUGUCGAUCGGAAAGGAGGCGAUGAGACCAAAAACGCCGGCCGAAUCACCGACGAACAGCGCGAUACGAUCCUCAAGGACAUCGGCACUUGGUCGGAGAACAAGAUUUCCGCCAGUGUUCACGAACUCACCGAUAUCCUGACCGUCCGGAGCGCCGAAGUCGAAACCAAGCUAGAAGCAACCACGGCCAACCAGAAUGCGGAGCACCUGGUCAAGCAGCAUAUCUAAGAAAAUGGAAUGAUCGUUACAUUCCAUGCAGCAAGAUCGAUGGCUUGAUGACAAUGAGAUUGGUUCUGGACGGAUUGCGGCGGUGGCUCAGGAUAGCUCGUAGUCGUUGUAUGGAGUUCUCUCUCGGGGGAGUUUAAGCUCGGCCGACUACCAGC
Messenger RNA from Aspergillus ibericus CBS 121593, 921 nucleotides. RefSeq lists its product as uncharacterized. NCBI's taxonomy places the organism in Eukaryota, Fungi, Ascomycota, Eurotiomycetes, Eurotiales, Aspergillaceae. The record is from RefSeq and is a predicted model, not a curated record. Bases 443 to 766 code for a protein of 107 amino acids. The transcript is spliced from 2 exons.